Aspergillus bombycis is the source of this 1713-nucleotide messenger RNA. RefSeq names its product flavin monoamine oxidase family protein. Bases 1 to 1713 code for a protein of 570 amino acids. NCBI's taxonomy places the organism in Eukaryota, Fungi, Ascomycota, Eurotiomycetes, Eurotiales, Aspergillaceae. The transcript has a single exon. The record is from RefSeq and is a predicted model, not a curated record. Gene Ontology annotation, molecular function: polyamine oxidase activity; L-amino-acid oxidase activity. Gene Ontology annotation, biological process: amino acid catabolic process.
AUGAGACCGCACGCCCUCCUUCCCUUCCUCCUCCCUCUAACCACCGCGACACCCAAGCUGCAAGACUUCGAUGCCCUCGGCGCUUGGUUCGACGGCGUCAACGCCAUAAACACCACCACAAAUGGAGCACACAGCCCCACAAAUAAAAACACCACGAUUGCCAUAGUCGGCGCCGGCAUCUCAGGCCUCACGACCGCCCUCCUCCUCGAUAGCGUCGGAAUUCACAAUUGGGAAAUACUUGAAGCGAGUGACCGGGUGGGAGGACGCUUCCGGACGAAACUCGUCGGGGGCACGGAUGAAUGGGCCGAAAUGGGGCCCAUGCGGCUGCCUGUCAGGGUGCGGUAUAACGAUGGCGAGACGGUGGAAUACUCGGACCAUGCAAUGGUGUUUCAGCUCGCGGAGCUGUUGAAUAACAUGAAUGGGAACGAGAGUCAAUGGAAGGUCGAUUUUAUUCCGUGGAUACAGCAUCAUGAGAAUGAGUUGCUGGCACGGGGGACGGGUCGGUUGGCUGAUGGGUCUAUUCCGACGCGGGGCGAGGUAUAUGGGAAUGAAACUGGGCUGGGGACCAAGGACCCCAUGACUACGGCUGAGUACGAGAAGACCAAGAGCAAGAUGGAGCAAAUUUUGAGUGCGACGGACAUGCUGAAGUUCAUUCAGAAGGAUGUGUGGCGGGCCCAUCGGGCUGUCAUGGAUCGUGGAUUGGACGAGUGGAGCGAACAGGCGAUGAUGAAGCAUGUGUUUAACGCUAGUGUGAAUGUGACCGAUGCCAUUUGGACAGGUAGUGAUUAUGAUAUAUUCUGGGACGAGAUGCAUCAUAAUUCGAACCUUGGGUUGGAUGGGAGUCCUGGUUCCUUGGGGGAAACGGAGUGGGUUUGCAUUGAUCGUGGAUUCAACCGGUUAUCAGAUGCGUUUUUGCCGCAUGUGAGCGAUCGGCUUGUUCUCGACAGGAAGAUCCGGAAGCUGGAGACUGUUGAUCACCCUGAUGGACGCAUACAGACGCGCUUGUCGUGGUAUCCAUCUGUUGGAAAUCGGACGUACGAGAGCAAAACGUAUGACUACACAAUUAUGGCGGUGCCCUUUACCAUGACUCGGUUCAUGGACUUGCCUACGUUUUCUUCAGUCCUGGGCCGCGCAAUCAGUGAAGCUGGAUUGCGGUUCAAGUCUGCCUGUAAGGUGGCUCUGCUCUUCUCGGAACGCUUCUGGGAAAAAGGUGAUAAACCUAUUUUCGGGGGCUAUUCUACCCCGCCGAGCAACUCGGUUGGAGCGUUGUACUAUCCCGUCUACGGACUGAAUGAAUCCCGCCCGGGUCUUAUCAUGCAUUACCGUGGUGGAGAUUGGAGUGAUCGGUUCGUCAGUUUCUCAGAUGAAGAGCAUGUGCAGACUGUGCUGGAUGCUGUGGUUUCACUGCAUGGGGAACAGGCCCGUGAGCUGUAUACUGGUGAUUAUGAAAGACUCUGCUGGUUGCAGGAUGAGCAUACUGCUACCUCAUGGUGUCGGCCUGAUGUCGAGCAACAUCGGCUUUAUAUCCCAGCUUAUCAUCAGACCGAACAUCAUACGAUCUUCAUCGGAGAGCAUACGGCUCCGACGCAUGCGUGGGUGAGUAGCUCUUUACACUCGUCUGUAAGGGGUGUUGUGCAGUUGCUGUUGGAGCUGGGACUUGUUGAUGAGGCGAAGAAGCUUAAUAAGGAAUGGAUGGGGAGAUGGAUUCGGUAG